Messenger RNA from Dama dama (fallow deer), 1006 nucleotides. It is a transcript of the gene FOSL1, whose product is annotated as FOS like 1, AP-1 transcription factor subunit. Bases 272 to 940 code for a protein of 222 amino acids. Gene Ontology annotation, molecular function: DNA-binding transcription factor activity, RNA polymerase II-specific; RNA polymerase II cis-regulatory region sequence-specific DNA binding. Gene Ontology annotation, cellular component: nucleus. Lineage: Eukaryota; Metazoa; Chordata; Mammalia; Artiodactyla; Cervidae. The record is from RefSeq and is a predicted model, not a curated record. Gene Ontology annotation, biological process: regulation of transcription by RNA polymerase II. The transcript is spliced from 5 exons.
GCCAACCCAGGGCAUGUUCCGAGACUACGGGGAACCCGGACCGAGCUCCGGCGCCGGCGGUGCGUACGGCGGCCCGACGCAGCCCCCGGCCACAGGCCAGCAGGGAUCAAACCUGCAUCUCCUGCAUUGGCAUCAGAAAUGUAGUCAGACUGUUUAUCGCUGAGUCACCAGGGAAGCCCUUAAAAUGAAGAUACUGUUGUGCAAAUUAUAAGGAAAGUUCCACCUCGUGCCAAGCAUCAACACUGUGAGUGGCAACCAGGAGCUGCAGUGGAUGGUUCAGCCUCACUUCCUGGGACCCAGCAGCUACCCCAGGCCUCUGGCCUAUCCCCCGUACAGUCCCCCGCAGCCCCGGCCAGGAGUCAUCCGGGCCCUGGGCCCAACUCCAGGGGUGCGUCGCCGGCCCUGUGAACAGAUCAGCCCCGAGGAGGAGGAACGCCGUCGAGUGAGGCGAGAGAGGAACAAGCUAGCUGCGGCCAAGUGCAGGAACCGGAGGAAAGAACUGACCGACUUCCUGCAGGCGGAGACCGACAAACUGGAAGAUGAGAAAUCUGGACUGCAGCGAGAGAUUGAGGAGCUGCAGAAGCAGAAGGAGCGCCUGGAGCUGGUGCUCGAAGCCCACCGCCCCAUCUGCAAAAUCCCGGAAGGGGCCAAGGAGAGCGAACCCAGCGGCACAGGCGGUGCCAGCGGCAGCAGCAGCCCGCCAGGCCCCUCCCGCCCUGUGCCAUGUAUCUCCCUUUCCCCAGGGCCUGUACUUGAACCCGAAGCAUUGCACACUCCCACGCUCAUGACCACACCCUCCCUGACUCCUUUCACCCCCAGUCUGGUCUUCACCUACCCCAGCACGCCAGAGCCCUGUGCCUCAGCUCAUCGCAAGAGUAGCAGCAGCAGUGGGGACCCCUCUUCUGAUCCCCUGGGCUCCCCAACCCUCCUGGCCUUAUGAGGCACUCCAGCUCCUGCUCCCUGUGGGUGCCACCCUAACCAGUAUUUCCCUGCUCAUUAGUCCAGC